AGAACGCACGCGUCCCACGCAGCAGCAGCAGCAGCCGAAACAGCGAACUCAACCGAAAAUCGGAAAAGGUGUCUUUCUGUAAGCAGGUGAUUGCCGUGAAACCCUUAAAAGUCCCCGUCAAGCCGCCGUCGCCGGAAACGUCGUCGAAAAGCCGUCGCAAUAACAAUCAAACCAAAUCAAAACGUUGCUCCAAAACCGCGGUCGCACAAAGCCGGCUUGUUUUUGACCCGUGACUCCGCAUCCGAUCCGUGCUAGCAAGCGGGGGCAAGGCAAAAGAUUGCUCCAGACUUUUCGUGCGCAGCGUCUUACGCAUCGGUGAAUAACCGAAUCCACCGCGCUACCACCACCACCACCACCAACACCCUCUUCUUCUUCCACGGGAGCUCGGUUGAGCUUUAAGGCAGUCACCCUGUAUCUCCAACCGACCGCCGCCACCAUGAAUGGCUCCGGCUAUGAGAUAAACACGAACGGCGACAUCCUGCUACAGAACCAGCAGAAGGGCUGGUGGACGAUCGGCCUGAUCAAUGGCCAGUACAAAUACAUGACGGCCGAAACGUUCGGCUACAAGCUGAACGCCAACGGUGCCAGCCUGAAGAAGAAGCAGCUGUGGACGCUCGAGCCGUCGAACACGGGCGACAGCAUCAUCUAUCUGAAGUCGCACCUCGGGCGCUACCUGUCGGUGGACACGUUCGGCAAUGUGCUGUGCGAGUCGGAGGAGCGCGACGCCGGCAGCCGGUUUCAGAUCAGCAUCACCGACGACAACUCGGGCCGCUGGGCGCUGAAGAACGAGCAGCGCGGCUACUUCCUGGGCGGCACGCCCGAGAAGUUGACCUGCACCGCCAAGGCGCCGGGCAAGAGCGAGCUGUGGAGUGUGCAUCUGGCCGCCAGGCCGCAGGUGAAUCUGCGCUCGGUUGGACGCAAGCGGUUCGCCCAUCUGUCGGACACGCAGGAUGAGAUCCACGUCGACGCCAACAUCCCGUGGGGCGAGGACACGCUGUUCACGCUGGAGUUCCGCGCCGACGAGGACGGCCGCUACGCUCUGCAUACGUGCAACAACAAAUACCUCAACUCGAGCGGCAAGCUGGAGAACAAGUGCACCGACGACUGCCUGUUCUCGGCCGAGUACCACAGCGGUCACCUGGCGCUGCGUGACCGCCACGGCCUCUACCUGUCGCCGAUCGGCUCGAAGGCGGUGCUGAAGUCCCGCUCGCAGACGGUGACGCGCGACGAGCUGUUCUCGCUGGAGGACUCGCUGCCGCAGGCGUCGUUCAUCGCCGCGCUCAACAACAAGUACGUGUCGGUGAAGCAGGGCGUGGACGUGACCGCCAACCAGGACGAGAUCGGCGAGAACGAGACGUUCCAGCUGGAGUUCGACUGGUCGGCGCACCGGUGGGCGCUGCGCACCACCCAGGACCGCUACUGGUGCCUGUCGACCGGCGGCGGCAUCCAGGCGACCGGCAACCGCCGCUCGGCCGACGCCCUCUUCGAGCUCGAAUGGCACGGCGACGGUUCGGUGUCGUUCCGCGCCAACAACGGCAAGCUGCUGGCGACCAAGCGCUCCGGCCACCUGUUCGCCACCGCCGAGGCGAUCGAGGAGACCACCAAGUUCUACUUCUACUUGAUCAACCGCCCGAUCCUGGUGCUCAAGUGCGAGCAGGGCUUCGUCGGCUACCGGGCCCCGGGCAGCAACAAGCUCGAGUGCAACAAGGCCAUCUACGAGACGAUCCUGGUCGAGCGCGCCCAGAAGGGUAUCGUCCACUUCAAGGGACAAAAUGGCAAGUACUGGCGUGUGGAUGGCGAAGGCAUCGCCGCCGACUCGGACGUCCCGUGCGACGGUUUCUUCAUCGAGCUGCGCGAACCGACGCGCAUCUGUCUGCGCUCGAGCGACGGCCGCUACCUCGGCGCCACCAAGAACGGCACGUUCAAGCUCGUCGACACCGGCUACGAUACCGCCACCCAGUGGGAGUACUAAGAAGCCACCCCACAACCCCCCUUACCUACUACAGACCGCGCCACACGAAAGCCACACGUGUGUGUGUGUGCUGAUUUCUGUUCGGGGCAGCUUCUUCCUCUCUUUCUACUUGGUUUUUUUCGUUUUGGGAAGAACCGCGAAAAACCUCCGGUUGAUAUUCGAUACACCAGCCGAAUGAAACCAAUAUUAUAUGUAACCACACACGCAUAUAUUUGUGUGCAACCGUGCAGUGUCCACAUCCGGUGGACCGGAAUCCGUUUUAGGACAGGUUAAGCAGAUGUUAAGCAGAGGAAGAAAAACAACCGAGGAGAAAAAAAAACGAACGGAAACCAAUGUUGCAAUUCAAUCUUUCUUUAUCGAAAGCGUACGCGUGGGAGAAAGAAUGUGAGGAAGGAGAUAUAUAUUAUUUAACAAGAUCAAAUGCUAAUGUACUAAGAUUCGCGACGGGAAAGGGGUAGACGGACGGAAAAAUCAAGACGAAACUCUCACAAACACACACUCUUUACACUCAUUUAGCGCCUAGUAGUAGCUUAGUUGUACGAUAGAUCCGAGCAGGGAGCUGAAGGGAGGGGGCUCGCUUGGCGAAAACCUUCGCGUUUCGGGCGGUUGGCAAUCGGAACAGCAAAUACCACACAACGAGGAACGUAUAAGUUGGAGGAAAAGAAAAAAAGA
This is a messenger RNA of Anopheles coustani, 2644 nucleotides long. It is a transcript of the gene singed, whose product is annotated as protein singed. The record is from RefSeq and is a predicted model, not a curated record. Lineage: Eukaryota; Metazoa; Arthropoda; Insecta; Diptera; Culicidae. Gene Ontology annotation, cellular component: actin cytoskeleton; cytoplasm. Bases 437 to 1972 code for a protein of 511 amino acids. Gene Ontology annotation, molecular function: protein-macromolecule adaptor activity; actin filament binding. Gene Ontology annotation, biological process: establishment or maintenance of cell polarity; cell migration; actin filament bundle assembly. The transcript has 6 exons.